CGCAGGCACUCAAGUACCGUCGUUCCAAGUCUAUAGCGAUUCCAAGCUAAACCAAACGUCUCGCUCUCGAUUUUGCCCAAAACCUCGCCCGCCGCACCCAACCCUCGCCGAUUUGCACCCUUCAGGGCAGACUAUUAUCUAUAAAUGAGGGGGAGAAGUUAUACUCCAUCACCGCCAAGGGGCUAUGGCAGGAGAGGACGGAGCCCUAGCCCUAGGGGUCGCCAUGGUGGUCAUAGUAGGGAUGCUCCUACUAGCCUUCUUGUUCGUAACCUUCGCCACGACUGUAGGCCAGAGGACCUUCGUAGACCAUUUGGGCAGUUUGGUAAUCUCAAAGAUAUUUACUUGCCAAAGGAUUACUAUACUGGAGAACCUCGUGGUUUUGGCUUUGUGCAAUUUGUUGACCCAGCCGAUGCUGCAGAGGCAAAAUAUCACAUGGAUGGUCAGAUCCUUCUUGGCCGUGAGUUGACUGUUGUCUUUGCGGAGGAGAACAGGAAGAAGCCGGUUGAUAUGAGGCAUAGGGAACGAGGAAGGGGUCGAUAUAAUGAUCGAAGACGGUCACCCCCACGUUACUCUCGCUCGCCUAGGUACUCCCGCUCUCCACCUCCACGUCGUGUAAGAUCUCGGUCCCGAAGCCGUGAUUAUUCCCCACCCCCAAAACAGAGGCAUGACUCAAGAUCUGUUUCACCCCAAGAGAGAAAGUACAGUCGAGAAAGGUCGUACCCUCGGCACAGUCGAGAGAGGUCAUAUUCGCGAUCUCCACCCUAUAAUGGCUCAAGGAGCCGGAGUCAAACUCCAUCUAGGGGCCCGAGCAGAAGCCGAAGUCCUAACCAUGAAGAGUACUCUAGGCAACCAAAUGGAGACAGGUCUCCUAGUCAGUGAUCUACUUGAAACAGUCCACUCUUAUGCUAGCUUGUUAUUGGAUUUAUUUUGCACUUUCUGUCGAGUUUAUGUUAGUUUCUGUUGUGCUCAACGAAUUUGAUCUAGAUUCUUGUUCUGUCCUGAUAUUUUAGAGUAUGCUUGUUGAUUGCAUAUGGUUAUGGAAGAUCUUGAAUCUAUGAAUUCUUUUGGAA
Molecule: messenger RNA, 1070 nt
Organism: Corylus avellana
Lineage: Eukaryota; Viridiplantae; Streptophyta; Magnoliopsida; Fagales; Betulaceae
Product: serine/arginine-rich SC35-like splicing factor SCL30A
Molecular function (GO): RNA binding
Source: RefSeq, a predicted model, not a curated record